AUGGGCUGUUGUGGUUUUGCCUGUUUGAGGUUGGUAGCUGUCGCUGUCGUCCGUGGUGACUCCAAGGUCUCCGGCACUGUCACCUUCGAGCAGGCCGAUGCCAACUCCCUCACCACCAUCUCCUGGAACAUCACCGGCAACGACCCCAACGCCGAGCGUGGUUUCCAUGUCCACCAGUUCGGUGACAACACCAACGGCUGCACCUCCGCCGGCCCUCACUUCAACCCCUUCUCCAAGACCCACGGUGCCCCUGAGGAUGAGGUGCGCCACGUCGGUGACCUCGGUAACUUCAAGACCGAUGCAGAGGGCAACGCCGUCGGCUCCAAGCAGGACAAGCUGGUCAAGCUGAUCGGUGCCGAGAGCGUUCUGGGCCGUACCCUUGUCGUCCACGCCGGCACUGAUGAUCUCGGCCGUGGUGGCAACGAGGAGUCCAAGAAGACUGGUAACGCCGGUGCCCGCCCUGCCUGCGGUGUCAUCGGUAUUGCCGCCUAA
Molecule: messenger RNA, 492 nt
Organism: Aspergillus terreus NIH2624
Lineage: Eukaryota; Fungi; Ascomycota; Eurotiomycetes; Eurotiales; Aspergillaceae
Gene: sod1
Product: superoxide dismutase SOD1
Exons: 5
Coding region: 1-492 (163 amino acids)
Biological process (GO): removal of superoxide radicals
Molecular function (GO): superoxide dismutase activity; copper ion binding
Source: RefSeq, a predicted model, not a curated record